AUGCUCCGUAAUUAUCCUAAGAACUUAAUUGGACCUAGAACAAUUGCAAGGACUACACACACCUCAUGUUAUAAUGGUGGAAGUAUAAAAACAUAUGUUGAAGAUCAGGUUAAGGCAGUUACCGAAUGGUUUGGAAGCGAUAGAUUUCAAAAUAUUAAGAGAACGUACACACCUUUAGAUGUGGUAAAACAUCGGGGUAGCAUAAAUCCCUGUGAAGUAAUUUAUCCAUCUGCGUUCCCAUCAAGGAAGUUGUUUUCCCUAGUAGAAGAGCACUUUAAAGACAAAAAACCAUUGCACACUUUGGGUGUUUUAGAUCCUGUCCAAAUGACCCAACUAAGUAGAUGCGAAGAUUUGAAAGUGGCAUAUGUAUCUGGAUGGGCCUGCUCCUCUACAAUGGUUGGUUCAACCAAUGAUGUGUCACCAGAUUUUGGAGAUUAUCCAUAUAAUACUGUACCCAAUCAAGUGGAGAGGAUUAUGAAAGCACAACAGAUGCAUGACCGUAAAGCUUACUUAGAGAAAUUUAUGACAGAUCAAAAAUCCUCAUCAAAUGCUGAAUUUAUUGAUUAUUUGAAACCAAUUAUUGCAGAUGGUGAUAUGGGCCAUGGCGGGCCAACAACAGUUAUGAAGGUUGCAAAACUUUUUGCUGAGAAAGGUGCUGCUGCUGUCCAUUUAGAAGAUCAACUUGUUGGUGGUAAGAGAUGUGGUCAUCUAAGUGGUGCUGUUUUAGUUCCCACUGGUGCACAUCUGAGUCGCUUAAUCAGCACCAGAUUUCAAUGGGAUAUUAUGGGCACUGAGAACUUAAUACUAGCUCGUACUGAUUCAUGUAAUGCAAAAUUAAUAAGCAGUGACAUUGAUCCUAGAGAUCAUAGUUUUAUUCAAGGUAUCCUCAAUCCAUCUAAAACUGAUCGUUGGGCAGAUAAGUUAUUAGAACUAGAAAGAAAAGAGGUAGACAAAUCCAUCAUUGCUGAAGCAGAGAAGGAAUGGUAUGACCAAAACAAAUUAUAUACCUACGAAGAGAUGAUCCAAAUAAGAUUCACUGAGUCAGAGUAUAAGGACUAUCUAACAAGAAAGGACAAGUACCUACAAACUCAGGGGAAGAACUUCCUAAGUGUUCGUGAGAUGAAAAAUAUAGCUACGGAAGUUAACUCCACUAAACGCUUGGAAUUUUGUUGGAUGGCACCCAGAACUAAGGAAGGCUAUUAUAUGUUUAAAGGAGGUAUGGAACCUGCUAUCAGAAGAUCACUAGUUUUUGCCCCAUAUUCUGAUAUGAUUUGGUUGGAGACAAAAACCCCCGACCUUGAACAAGCUAAAAGCUUUUCGAAAGAGAUUCAUAAUACUUAUCCACAUGUUAAAUUUGUCUAUAACUUGUCACCUAGCUUCAACUGGACUGCCCACGGAUUCAACGGUGACAAAUUGAAAUCGUUUAUAUGGGACCUUGCCAAAGAAGGAUUUGUCUUACAAUUAGUUUCCUUAGCUGGUCUUCACACAAAUGCUGCUUCAUUCUGGGAUCUUGCCAAGAAUUUCCAAAAGGAUGGAAUGAAGGCCUACGUGGAUAAAGUACAAAAGAUCGAGAAACAGCUCGAUUGUGACGUCUUAACACACCAGAAAUGGUCAGGUGCAGAAUAUAUGGACUCUUUGCUAAACGUUGUACAGAAUGGAUCUUCUUCUCAAACCAUGAGUACUUCUGGUGAGAGUUUUACCGAGAACCAAUUCUGA
Molecule: messenger RNA, 1716 nt
Organism: Nakaseomyces glabratus
Lineage: Eukaryota; Fungi; Ascomycota; Saccharomycetes; Saccharomycetales; Saccharomycetaceae
Gene: ICL2
Product: methylisocitrate lyase ICL2
Cellular component (GO): mitochondrial matrix
Molecular function (GO): methylisocitrate lyase activity; isocitrate lyase activity
Source: RefSeq, a predicted model, not a curated record